Messenger RNA from Phalaenopsis equestris, 912 nucleotides. RefSeq lists its product as uncharacterized. The coding region runs from base 1 to 912 and encodes 303 amino acids. The transcript has a single exon. Lineage: Eukaryota; Viridiplantae; Streptophyta; Magnoliopsida; Asparagales; Orchidaceae. The record is from RefSeq and is a predicted model, not a curated record.
AUGGAUGGUGGGGGAGAUUUUAAUAUGAUUCUCCAUCAUAUUGAGAAAUUGGGUGGUCGAAGGGCCGACUCAUCCUUAAUUGAUAAGUUUGGCAAGACUAUGGUGGAUGCAGGCUUGUCGGAUAUGGGGUUUGCAGGCCCCAAAUAUACUUGGAAGAGAGGUAAGGUUUUUGAACGCAUUGAUAGAUGCUUUGUCAACCAAGCGUGGUUCUCUUUUUUUGGCUUUUCUCAUAUUCAACAUCUCUGUAUCUCGGGUUCGGAUCAUAAACCCCUUCUUCUUUCUUUUGAUUUAUUCAAAAAAGAUUCUAAAUAUCAUUUUCAGUAUUUAAAUGUUUGGUGGAAACAUGAUGAUUUUCUUAGAUUGGUUGCUGAUAAUUGGAAUGUCUUUGAUGUGGGUAAUGCUUGGUUCCGCCUUUGGAAAUUACAUAAGAAGGUUGCUUCUGCUUUAAGAGCUUGGAAUUGGGGCGUAUUCGGUGAUGUCCAUGCUCGGGUCACUAGGGCGGAACAAAAGGUACUCUCUUUACAGAAUUUUGAUGAAUCUUCUGAGGAUCUUGUUAUUCAGCUACAAGAUGCUCACUCUGAACUUUUGGUUGGCUCUCGUGUCGAGGAGGAACUUUUGCAACAAAAGGCAAGGGAGGUUCAUUUUGCACAAGGGGAUCGAAACACGAAAUGCUUUCAUGCUUGUAUUAAACAACAUCGGGCAAAAAAUAAUAUUAUUCGUAUUAAAGAUGAUAGUGGUAAUUGGAUCACGGGAAAUGAGGCUUUGGGAGAAAGCAUUGUACACUAUUUUCAAAAUUUGUUUAUUUCUAGCCAGAACAAUGGUGUCAUUGACAACAGUCUUUUUGAUGAGGUUCGCGAAUAUACUGAAAGGCUACAACUUUGUGAUAUUCGUUCUGUUGAAGAAAUUUUUUAG